Messenger RNA from Ilyonectria robusta, 1560 nucleotides. RefSeq names its product family 32 glycoside hydrolase. Gene Ontology annotation, biological process: carbohydrate metabolic process. The record is from RefSeq and is a predicted model, not a curated record. Gene Ontology annotation, molecular function: hydrolase activity, hydrolyzing O-glycosyl compounds. NCBI's taxonomy places the organism in Eukaryota, Fungi, Ascomycota, Sordariomycetes, Hypocreales, Nectriaceae. The transcript has 3 exons. The coding region runs from base 1 to 1560 and encodes 519 amino acids.
AUGAACAGGCUUGAACAACACCGCGCCCGAGCCCCGACUCCUCCUCCAGACUUCUGUCCGUACCGUCGCCCAGACUCCGACGAGGCGGCCGCCGAUGCCAUCCCGAUCCUCGUCGACAACACCUACCACCUGUUCCACCUGAUCACGCCGCCGGCGACGAAGCACCAUCCCGAGCGUCUGCGCUCGUCCUGGUCGCGCAUACGAUCCACGAACCUCGUCGACUGGACGCGGGACAUCAAACCCGUCCUCACACCGGGCGACGAUGCUGCGGACCCCGACGCCGACGGCGCGUGGACUGGCGCCGCCCUAAUCGGCCCGGAUGGCAACAUGAACAUCUUCUACACGGGAUACAACCUGUCGCAGGGCGGACGGCAGACGAUUCUGCGCACAAAAUCAGGGGACCGCCACGGCACCAUGUUCGAGAAGCCCGGGACGCCCAUCACCAUCGUCGGCGACGGCCUCGCCAAGUUCGAGGACAUUGACUUCCGCGAUCCCUUCGUCUUCUACAACGCCGCCGAGUCGCGGUACUGGAUGCUCGUAGCCACCCGCCUCGCGUCCGGUUCCCCCUGGAGCCGCGGAUGCAUUGCCCUGCUGACGUCCCCGUCUCUCGAUGUCUGGACUGUUUCGCCAGAGCCCCUGUACGCUCCCAAUGACAUGUUCUGCCCCGAGUGCCCAGAGCUCUUCACCCUCCCCAACGGGCGGUGGUAUCUCGUAUUCUCACGCUUCCACGCGCCGAACGCCGGCACUGUAUAUCGCAUCGCCGACAACCCACGGGGCCCGUUCCGCGUUCCGCGCGACGGCUCUCAUGGGCGGUUGGACGGGCGGCGCUGGUACGCUGCCAAGUCGUGCCCAAUGGCCGGCGAUCCUCGAAAGAGGAUUUCCUUUGGUUGGCUGGGCGACUACGCUGAUGACGAGAACAAGUGGCUCUGGGGAGGCGAUCUAGGGAUUCCACGGGAAAUGUACGCCGAUAAUAACGGCCACUUGCGGAUUGAAGCUGACCCGGGAUUGCGGGACUUCCUCUGGCGAACGUCAAAGACGGUCUGCCAAGGGAGUGCCGCUCCCAGUCUAUAUCUCUGCUCGCUCGGGUCUACAGCAACGCACUUUCCAGAGCUCGGGUCCCUUGCUCUACGGCACGACCUCUUCAUCGACUUCAAAGUCGCCGCCUGUGACGCCCACAGCUUCGGUGUAAUGCUACAAACCGACGAGUCUGGAAAAGGACAUCGUCUCCAGUUUAGCCCUUCAGGCCACGGCCUAUUCUCCGUCGCCCUGUGGACCGAUUUCCCACCCCUCGACGACUUUUGGGCCGACCAAUACCGACUACACCUACCCCGACCGAUCGACGGCCCCGAGCUCGUACGACAUGAUAAUGUUAUAGAGGCAUUCUGCGGAGGGCGGUCGCUGAGCUUCCGCUUGCCAAAACCAGAUGCUUCUAGUGGCGAGAUACGAAGGUUCGGCUGGUUCGUGGAAGACGGGAUGGUUGAGGUCGUCAACAUCUCCGUGAGGCACAGAAUAGUAGAGGGUGCUCAUGAUGUGGAAGACGCAAUCGGAGAUCAUGAGUAA